AUGUUGAGGAAAUCAACGCUCCUCUGCUCAUGCGGCGGCCUCCAGACUCUCAGCCCGCACUCCCCGCUUGUCCGCCCCGAACAGCCGACGUACAGGCGUCAGUCGAGGCGUUUUGCUCAUGUACACGGGCCAGCCUCUGAUGGCGUUAAAGAGCCCGAAGACGACCUGUCAUGGCCAAUAUCCCCUUCCUUUACCCCUUACGACUUGCUCCGGCUGGAACGGAAUGCACCCUACUCGAAAAAGCGGUUCUACCAACUCGUCAAGAUCUACCAUCCGGACGGAGGCUGUAACGGCCACCCCCUCUGCAAAGAUCUCCCGGAGUCAGUCAGACUACAGCGCUACCGGCUGCUGGUAGCUGCUCAUGAAUUGCUGUCGAACCCUACGAAGAGAAGCGAGUAUGACAAGUUUGGCCGGGGUUGGUUCCAGAGGGAAGAGCUAUUUGGUACCCAGGGGCCGGCAGCAAAGAGUGCUAUGGACGCAUAUUAUUCCAGACGGAGACAGGUAGAUCCUACCAUCUUCAGGAACGCAAGCUGGGAGGACUGGGAGCGAUACCAUGGUCAGGGCAACGGGAAGUACCAGAAGCAGCAGCAGUCCACGGGCGCUUCGCACGAGACGUUUGCCUCGCUCUUUGUCCUGUUGGCCAUAUUCGGAGGGGUGGCCCAGGCUGUGAGUAUAGGAAAAUAUUCCAGCUUCGUUGACGAACGGGUUAAGCAGGUUAACCGGGAGUGUAGCCGCUUUCUGGAGGGACGAAGGCACCAGACUGUCACUGAACUGGAGUCUGUGGACGAAAGGGUGCAGCAUUUCCUAAAGAGACGAGAUCCGUCUGGCUACGGGUUGAAAGAGGAGGAGGAAGAGACGUAUCGAAGACACCUGGGAGGCUCAAGCCAUAAUAUCGAGCCGUACCAUGGGGAUCGUUGA
Molecule: messenger RNA, 918 nt
Organism: Trichophyton rubrum CBS 118892
Lineage: Eukaryota; Fungi; Ascomycota; Eurotiomycetes; Onygenales; Arthrodermataceae
Exons: 1
Coding region: 1-918 (305 amino acids)
Source: RefSeq, a predicted model, not a curated record